GCAGCAGCGUCGUUGCCCAAGCAGCAGCAGCACCUGCAGGGGGCCCCCGGGCGCGAGGGAAGCGUCUCAAGAGCCAGCGGAGAUUCAUUUUUGUACGGAGACUUUGAAGAGGGAAGUAAAAGAAGACUUCCGACAGCUUUGGUGAAAGAUUUAUUAUCUUUUGAGAUGAAAGAAGCCAACGAGAAGUGGGGCUUUUCAGAAAUCUUUUGUUGGACAUUUUAA
Eimeria tenella is the source of this 222-nucleotide messenger RNA. RefSeq lists its product as uncharacterized. The transcript has a single exon. The annotation marks the transcript as partial. The record is from RefSeq and is a predicted model, not a curated record. Lineage: Eukaryota; Apicomplexa; Conoidasida; Eucoccidiorida; Eimeriidae.